Molecule: messenger RNA, 4107 nt
Organism: Sphaeramia orbicularis (orbiculate cardinalfish)
Lineage: Eukaryota; Metazoa; Chordata; Actinopteri; Kurtiformes; Apogonidae
Product: somatomedin-B and thrombospondin type-1 domain-containing protein
Exons: 5
Coding region: 265-1056 (263 amino acids)
Source: RefSeq, a predicted model, not a curated record
CAGCCCACAGUAGCUCUGUGGGGCGGUGUCCGACAGGGGGAUAGAGGAGAGCUGGAUCCACUUUUACGCAUCACUGCUUCAUGUCCAUGUCCAUACAAUAGCGAGCCAUCUUUUACCGACUAUGAUCAUGUUGCGAUUUUAUUUUUUAUAGGUAAUCAGGUGUCCUCGAAAAAUCCGUUCAUACUUAAGUGUUGAGUUUCAAAGUGCAUCCAAGGUGAAGGAUCCACCAGCAGCGGAGCCACCGGACCAAGAAAAGUUUUCGCCAUGGGAGCGCAUGGAUGGAGCUCUGCGCGUGUCGGCUUCUUUGUGUUCGGAUAUUUGGCAUUUUUGUUCGGGCUGAUGGUUCCGGAGGCUGAGGCGGGCUGUAGGGAGAGGGAGAGCCCGAACUGCUGCACCGGUCGGAAUAACGAAUGCUUUGAAUACACCAGGAGGAAAACAGUGUGCUACUGUGAUACCUACUGUCAGAAAACCAGAGACUGCUGCGAGGAUUAUCAGAGCGUGUGCCAAAUAUCUGCAGCCAUUGACUGUGUGGUGGGGUCAUGGGGUCCCUGGUCACCAUGCACAUCCCCUUGUGGCAUUGGCAGCACAGAGAGAAGUCGCCAAGUGUCCGUUCCUCCUAGAAACGGAGGAACACCCUGCCCUGACCUCAAACAGCGACGAGGAUGCUUUGGAAACAAUGCCAUAUGCAGCUCUGCGAAAGAGGUGGCAAAGAUCCUGCCUGAUUCUUUCAAGAGGAACUUCAAGGACCCGUGGAGGCGACCACACAUGCUGAUGAAGGAAGAAAAGGCCAGUUACUGUGUGUAUUUGCGAGUGAAGCAGGCCAGUGCGGUGUGUAAAGUCAAACUGUGGAGUGCUCAGCUGGUGAGAGAGAGGCUGGUCUGUGCAGAAUGUCAGAGCGAUGCAAUGUCCAAGUCAGAUCGCUGUGGAGGGGACGGCCUAGCGAGCACCAGAACGUUCUGGGCUGCAGCGUCCGUCCCUGGUUGUCAUGGCUCCUGGGUACGAGAGUCAUCUGCUGAGGGCUGCCGGUGUCCUCCCCACUCAGUGCUCUUUGUGUGAGCUGCCAUGUAAACCCUUCAUAUCCAUUCACAGAGACAAGAUAUUAUCCUCAACACCUCCUGAUAACUGUGGAGACCCUCCCAGCUAAGCCAGACCCCUCCAAACCAGGUUUACUGGAUGGGCAACUCAAGGAGAUCAGCAGCAUCCUGCCACUUUUUUUUCCUUUUCACCUCAUACUCUGUACUGUGUACUCCAUUUAUCACCAAGCACACAACAAUUCUUGCAUUUUUUCAGCCACGUUAAAUACUUUUCCUCCUCCAAAGCACAGCAACAUCUAUUCGCCUUUUUUUUUUUUUUUUUUUUUACCUCUCAAUCCUUUUCUAUCUACCUCCAUUAAUGCAAAAGCAUUAGAUAAUGCAUCAUGUAUAAAUAUAUAAUUCUAUUAUUUUGCUUUAUACAUUUUCUACUUUUGAUUGUUUAUGUGUAAUGUACAUGUGCAUAUAUAUAGUUAUGUGUAUCCAAUGUAUUAAACACCAAUCCACAGUCAUCCAGAAUAAGCUCCAGUCCAAAGGGUCCUAAACCACCACUAGUUUGGAGAAUGUUAAACCUGGUUCAUCCAGUGCCUUCAUAGCAUCCUUUAGUCCUCAUAUGUGUGUUUACACUUUCUCAUUAACAUUUCUUAAUAUUAAAGAGAUUUUUUUUUUUUUUUUUUUUUUUUUAACCAGGAAGACAAGUUAAACAUCAGGUAUGACCAGUUGAUUCUCAGGUGCUUUGAUUCAUGCCUCUCACCACACACAGUAAGCCUUAUCAUUCAUGUCUGCCUCCUCUGGUUAUUAAAGUCAAGUUUAAAGUGACUUAAUGAAAACAAUCCCAUAUCUUUUGAGCUAAUAUUUCUGGAGAGGAAAAAGAGCCAUUUUAAAAGAAUUUCAGUGUGGUUCUCUCUGUCCUCUGUGUCCAAGAGUGAAAAGAACCGCUUCAUAGUUGUGCUUUCUUUUGCUCUCUGUGCAUAUUAACUUCAAUGAAAGAGAGUUUUAUCAGCAAAGUAUCAUGCAGUAUGUGAGAAAGCAAUGUUACUCCCAUGUUACCAAUUAACUAGACAUCCUCCCAGCACUCCCCAGAGACACAUGUCUAUCUGACCAGCACUUGUUUUUCUUCUCUGCUCUAUUUUGUUGUCUGCUGACUUAAGUCGAGUUUCUAAUUACGCCUUUCUACAUUUCUGCUACUACUGGUUCGAGAAGAGGACGUCCAGGUAAAACAAAUGUACAUUUAUGGACUGUUCACACUAAUAUGGAUGUUUUGCUAAACAAACAUUUUUCUGUGUGUUUGGCCCACUUAUCCACACAUAAACAUUGUUUUAGAUCAACAAAAACUGAUAUUUUUACACCUUCUAGAGUGAAGAUUUUUUUUUUAAAACUAUGGUUCAUUUGUGUCCGUGUUCAUGAGGAAAACAAAAUGAUCCAGUAACACCCCAUUACAUGCAUGUUUAUUGCUGCUUUGUGUAAUAAACUCCAAAAAAUCAAAUAUAGCUCAUAUAGGUGGCUCAUAUAAGUCAGUGUAUGACCUGAUGAUGUUCAGUACUGACACAUUUAGAGAUGGACACAUGGACCAUAGUUAUAUAUAAAUAUAUAUCAAGAAUAUAAAAAAACACACUUUGAAAACCAGGUUUAUCCAGGAUAUCCACAGUUUAAUGUCCAACAGAAAUAAUACUUUGUCUGUGUUUAUUCUGGUUUGUAGUUUGUAUUUUGGACAGAAAUUUUUUUUUUUUUUUUUUUAACAAAUUAUUUGCAGAAAAUUUGUUUUAAUGAAGAAAAAAAAUAUCCACCUAUGAAAAUAUCCAUAUUAGUGAGGACAUGGUAUUAAUCACUCUUAAAUGUACACGUAAAUGUACUCACUCUCAAUUAAUGUACUAAACGUGUGCUAUUUUCCAUGUAUUAACAUUCAACUUAAUAUAGUAAUGGUAUAUCUUAGGUGUUAAUAAAUACUGAAAUACUAUUAAGAGGACUUGACUGUACAAUUUUGAGACACCAUUAAGUUUCCCUUGAAUAUACUGUAGUACAAGUUUACUUUUAAGGCUGCAGUUUUAGAAAAAUGUAGAACACAAAUGUAAGCAUAUAAAUAAUUUGAAUUUGAAACAUUUUAUGAUAAGAGUUAAUUAACAUUAAUUGUUAAUUGAAGUAAUAUGCAUUAACUAGCUGUUAACAGUAACAGUGUCUGAUAAUCAUUUACUGAUGGGGUUCUUAUUGGUGAAGGUAUUUAUUUAUGCAUAUGUUAUUAAAUAAGUCAAUGCAGGAAUACACAUUAACUAGCUAACAACUAAUUAGCAGCUAAGUAAUGUGUUUAGUAAUUACUUACUAAUGAUGGAAAAGUAGACAAUCAUUGAUUAAUAAAAGCCAUUUUUCACUGUGAACUUAAUGUAUGAUAUUGUUAUGAACAUUUAUCAACCAUUUACUUACCUAAGUAAAAUAUAACAUGGCAUUUUGAAUAGGUGUUAACAACAGACAUUUUUACUUUUACUAAAUAUUACUUACCUGUUAGUUAACUCCCAGUGGUGUGGUAAGUAAUGUCUAAAAUUUUUAAAAAUGAAUACCUUAACAUGAGCACCAUUAGUAAAUAAACACUGGACAUGGUGAUUAACUGUGUUACAAAGAAAUGCAAAUUCAGUAAAAAACAAACAAACAAAAACCAUCCUGUUGCAAUGUUAUACUUAAGUAAUACUUAUCAGUCAGAAAGCAUUUUAAUAGUAUCUCAGAAUUCCAAGUACACUUAAUUGUGUGUUUGUAUCUUUUGUAGCACUAAUGACGCACCAGUAGUAUACUAAGUUAAUUGUUAGUGUGAUGAAAAUAGCACACAUUUAGUAAUUUGCUCAUAAGUAUACUAAGUAUACUAAGUGUACUUAUUUUUUUUUACUUAUUAUGUUUUGCCUCCGUAUACAUUUACCUGGACAAGUCUUGUCCAAGAAAAGGGCUUUUUCUUGACGGAAAGCUGUGAUUAUCUCUUUCCCAUGUCUGUGUUUGUGUGUUUAUUUAUUAUAAAACAAGUCAUGAUUUUAUUAGUGCAGCACAGCAUACUCUGUACACUGUCUAAUAGUUCAAAUAAAAACCUAUACUGUCA